UAUUUUCAUUCACGAACAAAAUCGAACUCAACAAACUUGCGCGCGUGUUGCCACGCUCCCUUGCCUUCACUUCGCGGCUUCUGAUCCCUCUUGCGGUUUCAUUCUCACUGCUCCUUGUUUCGGGAAUCAAGAACACGACAAUCACGCAGAGCAAAGACAGAUAGUUCAAGAUUGCAAGUUCUAGUGGCGUUCCUACCUCUAACUGGACCAAGAGCUUAUAUAUUGCAAGUCCUAGCGGCGUUCCUACCUCUGACUGGACCAAGAGCUUAUAUAUAGCUGGGAUUUGGGACCGUCCAAAGACCAAAUAUGAGCCUAGCAUGCCUUGUUUGCCAUGGUGUAGAAAGCCCUUCCCACUCUUUUAGGAGUUACUCUGUUUCAAGUUCAGAUAAUGAAGGAAGAUGUUCUACGAUUGCCAACUGUUUAACCAGAAAGUCACUUCCACUCCCAAGAGCUAAUUCUUCAAUCCCAUCGACAUCUAAAGUUACCCCUCAACCACCUUAUCCCAGCAAUGGCGGAAUGAUGGGUCCCCCACGAUUAGUCCGGAGCUGUGCGGUGACAAGGGACCUGGUGAGAGACUGGAACUUCGAUGAGGUUCUGACGGGGCGUUAGGUUUUUUUUUUUUUUUAAUUUCGAAAAGGGGAGUAGGGGGAUCUCUUAUGAUAAUGUUAAGAGUUUUGCCUCGUUUGUAUGCAAUAUUUUGCUGUGUAUGCAUUUAAAACUUCCUUUGCCACUUUAAGAGCUUCACUGUUUCUAGCCAACCAUGUCGGAGAAAGUGAAUGUCAAAUGCUGUUAAUAUUUCUUUCUUUU
Molecule: messenger RNA, 807 nt
Organism: Tripterygium wilfordii
Lineage: Eukaryota; Viridiplantae; Streptophyta; Magnoliopsida; Celastrales; Celastraceae
Exons: 4
Coding region: 307-609 (100 amino acids)
Source: RefSeq, a predicted model, not a curated record